Messenger RNA from Penaeus indicus, 768 nucleotides. Its product is annotated as homeobox protein DLL-1-like. Gene Ontology annotation, molecular function: RNA polymerase II cis-regulatory region sequence-specific DNA binding; DNA-binding transcription factor activity, RNA polymerase II-specific. Lineage: Eukaryota; Metazoa; Arthropoda; Malacostraca; Decapoda; Penaeidae. The record is from RefSeq and is a predicted model, not a curated record. Gene Ontology annotation, biological process: regulation of transcription by RNA polymerase II. The transcript is spliced from 7 exons. Bases 1 to 768 code for a protein of 255 amino acids.
AUGGAGGAGAAGAAGCAGGACAUGGAGGCCCUAGACUAUCGCUGUGUCGAGAAGGUAAUUUCCUCAAUCCGAGUCAAUAUGUCCGUGUAUUUCCAAACUCAUCAACAGCAACAACUACAACAGCCCUUUCACCAGCAGCUACAACCCGCCCACUUCCAGUACCCGGCGCUACAGUACCAGCAGUUCGUGGGCGGCUCAGGACCCACGCCCAUGAUGGUCCCCGGAACAAAUAUCUCGCCGCCCACGAUGAGACUGCCUGCUUACCCUUCGCUUAUGGGCGUCGAUGACUACAAGCAUCACGCCCACCAGACCAGCACGCCCACAGCAGCGGCCCCGACGGCGACUAGCAUGGGCGUGGGCGUGGGCGGCGGCGGCGGCGGGGGCGGGGGCGGCAGCACUCGGAAGGCGCGGUCCUCCUACACGUUCCAGCAGCUGCAGCAGCUGAACCGGCGCUUCCAGAGGACCAUGUAUCUGGCGCAGCACGAGCGGGGGGAGCUGGCCGCCAUGGUGGGCCUCUCGGAGACGCAGGUGAAGAUCUGGUUCCAGAACCGCCGCUCCAAGUACAAGAAGCUGAUGAAGGCGGCGAACCUGCGCAUGGACCCUGACUUCGGCGACGAUGACCUGACCUCGCCGCCCGCCCUCAAACGCCGGCACCUCAUGCGGAGGGCAUGUGGGCUUGGUGGAGGUGGUGGAGGCAGGGGGGGUAGCGGGGGAGUGAGGCCCCUGGUGGUGGCACCCGCGGUGGCGUCGCUCGCGUGGCACCUCUGA